AGGCUGUAUGAAGAUGUAUAAAAAAGAACUCCUAGGUGAAUAGUAGUCCAAACUUAUCUCUUUGCGACUCUUCAGACAUCUAGGUGUGCCUCUAUCCAAGAGAAAGAUGACUGGCUUCAGUCUCCUAAGCUGCUAUCCAUCUUCUGGACUGCAAAACAUCUAUAGACCACAAAGCAUCUGUUACCCAGGCUACUAUAAUCCAUGCAGCUAUGGUUACCUCACCAGUAAUGGCUCUAGUAACUCUCAAACCAGCUGCUACACACCCCUCUGUUACAGCUUCCUUUCCGGCUGUGGUGAAAGCUGCUAUAAGCCAUGUGGUUAUGGUUACAGCUCCAGUUACGGUAGCGGGAGCUGCUAUGAACCGCAUGGUUAUGGUUACAGCUCCAGUUACGGUAGCGGGAGCUGCUAUGAACCGCAUGGUUAUGGUUACAGCUCCAGUUACGGUAGCGGGAGCUGCUAUGAACCGCAUGGUUAUGGUUACAGCUCCAGUUACGGUAGCGGGAGCUGCUAUGAACCGCAUGGUUAUGGUUACAGCUCCAGUUACGGUAGCGGGAGCUGCUAUGAACCGCAUGGUUAUGAUUACAGCUCCAGUUACGGUAGCGGGAGCUGCUAUGAACCGCGUGGAUAUAGUUCCCAAUCCAGUUAUGGAAGAAACUGCUCUGGACCAUGCAGUUAUGGUUACCUCUCUGGCUCUGGAAGAAGCUGCUAUGAACCAAGUGUCUGUAGCUCUCCCUCCGGUGAUGGCGGAAGCUGCUCUGAACCACAUGGUUAUCGUUACAUUUCCGAUGAUGCUGGAACCUGCUACAGACCACGUGGCUAUCGUUAUCUUUCUCGUUACAGCGGAAGAUGCUAUGAACCGAGAGGCCAUAAUUCCCCUUCUGGUUAUGACAAAAGCUGCUAUGGAUCACGUGGUUAUGGUUACCUUUCAAGUCAAGAUGGCAGCUGUGACAAUCCAUGUGGAUAUAGUUCCCCCUCCAGUUAUGGCAAAAGCUGCUAUGACCCUUGUGGUAAUGGUUACAUGUCCAGUAAUGGUGGUAGUUGCUAUGACCCGUGCAGCGACAGCUGUGCUCCCAGCUGUCGCCAGCCACGCUAUUCAUACCGACGCCGUUAUAGUUGCCGACCCCUUUCCAGUGAUCCAUGUAGCUAUGACUCUGGGUCAUCAGACCCUUCAAGUCACAGGAGGAACCAGAAAGAGCGUUCUAGCAGUUGUGGGCCCUGUUAAACUCAAAAUAAAAUAUCCAGGGAGAGCAGGAAUAUUCAAUAUGUUUGAAUGCAUUGCUGAGCUUAGUAAAUAUUGUUUUCUGAGAAAUGUUGAUUCCCUUACGAAAACCCCGACACACCAUCUGUUUCCCCCUCCUCUGCCUUCCAUAUCUGAUUUUUUUUAGUCACAUCUCUCUGUUGCAUCAGUAGUUGUUGAUUUCAAUGUCCUUGGUCUCAAUAAAGCUUGCUGUCCGUCACAUUA
Messenger RNA from Rhineura floridana, 1462 nucleotides. RefSeq names its product ice-structuring glycoprotein-like. The record is from RefSeq and is a predicted model, not a curated record. NCBI's taxonomy places the organism in Eukaryota, Metazoa, Chordata, Lepidosauria, Squamata, Rhineuridae. The transcript is spliced from 2 exons. Bases 210 to 1385 code for a protein of 391 amino acids.